GGGCUUCCUGUUUCUAAYUGGCUCAACCAAUCACAUGCAAGUUUUUUGUGUACACAUGAAUCAUCCCAGGAGGUGUGAUCGAAGAAUACUUGGUCCGUGYAACACAUGUGAGUUUUCUUGCUAGAUUUUAUACAUUUAAUGACCCAUGGCUGAAAGCAACGAGGUAAAAAUAAAAGAUCUCUUUAGCAAAUACGAGAAAGAUGGUUGUGUGGACCAGGCUGCAUUAACCUCGUUAAUCAAAAAUGAAUUCAAGGGAGACAUCGAUGUUGACGAGAACCAAAUCGAAACCAUUUUGAUGUUGCUUGAUCAAGAAGGAAACAGAAGCGUUACAUUUGACCAGUUUUACAAAUGGUAUUGCAGAGAUGAUAAGCUAGAAGCUGUGAAGAAUGACUUUACGUGUCGUUUGAUUCAAAARGCAGUCCAAACCUUCAAAACAUUCGACAAGAAUGACAACGGCACCAUCGAAAGGGACGAGCUGCAACAUUUGUUGAAGUCUCUCAGCUUCGAUGCAAAGCGACAACAGAAUGCCUUCGAGACUUUGGACAAGGACAAGAACGGCAAAAUUUCUUUUCCAGAGUUUUUAAGCUGGUUGAAUUUGCUGCCCUCUUUGGAGUGA
Molecule: messenger RNA, 616 nt
Organism: Exaiptasia diaphana
Lineage: Eukaryota; Metazoa; Cnidaria; Anthozoa; Actiniaria; Aiptasiidae
Product: putative calmodulin-like protein 6
Exons: 1
Coding region: 146-616 (156 amino acids)
Molecular function (GO): calcium ion binding
Source: RefSeq, a predicted model, not a curated record